Molecule: messenger RNA, 4006 nt
Organism: Gaeumannomyces tritici R3-111a-1
Lineage: Eukaryota; Fungi; Ascomycota; Sordariomycetes; Magnaporthales; Magnaporthaceae
Exons: 2
Coding region: 1007-3778 (923 amino acids)
Source: RefSeq, a predicted model, not a curated record
UUUAGACUUGGCCCAUUUGACCUGGUUUCCUGUGAAGCAAGUUUUCAUGCAUGACGUCUGGCCUGCAGGAGACUGUGGUCCAUCUCCAUCCUUAUCACGUUGAGCAAGCAGGCUAUGAGCCGAGGAAUUGCGUCGCAUCAUCCAGGCCGGCCCCCCCAUCCCUCAUGCUUGGCUUUCCAUGUGAUUCGUAUUUCACAGGCGCGCAAGGGAUCAAGCAGCAUGGGUGUGGGUAAUAAGGGAAUGGCCAGCGUGCUCUGGUGAUGAUGGUAAUUAUCUGGGUCAAAACCUAUCAACUGGCUUCAAACUAUUCUCUGCCUUGGAUGAAGAAUAUGGCGCCGCCCCAAGUGAGGCACAUGCGGGUGGAUAUAGUCGGCUUGACGAACCAGUCCGCCAGCGAGGAGCUGCAAAUAAACAAAACGCGAGGCAUUCAAGUCCCAGUGCCAACAGGCAGACAAGACCAAUUGGCAAGCUGGCCAUGCUGGAACACGCCCCCACAAGCCAUGCGCCUCUGCGCGCGUUCAGAGAACAAAGGGACGCGUUGGAGGGAGCUGUCUGGCAGGGGAGAGCGGUCCCUUUCCGUAGGUGCCGCCUUUGAGGGGGCAGAGCGGCAGUCCGAAAACAACCAAAAGGGAUGGCGACGGAAGCAUUCCAGCGGCGGCACGCCUCGCAUUCUUGCAGCUCCCUUCCCCCAAGUCCCGACAAAAACGGAAGGAAACAAGGGGGAGCCGGUCGAUCCAGUGUCCAUUCCUGCCAAUGAUUACAGGCAGUCUGGAAACAAACAAAGGGAGAGGGAGAGAGAUGGAGAGGGCCGGUGCUCGUGAUUUCUCGCUCCUUCCACUCACACUCAUACCUCCGCAUCGUUCACCUUCUCUGUAUUGCUUUCCUCCUUCUACCGCAUCACCUACGACGGCAAAGCUAGCGCUCGUACAGAACGCGCCAUCCAGGCUGCCCAGGAGAAGACCAUAACCGCAAAGACAAGCAAGAGACGAAUCCAAGCCGACCCAAAAUGUCUCGCGCAGCCGGGGGCGGCGGCUACGCUGCUUCCGGGACCACAACCCAGACGGCGAGGCUAGCCAGGGCGAGGGCGGCGGGGAUCGGAGGCCGAGACGCGCAUGAUGCCUCCAAGGAGCGGACGCCGCGAAACUGGGCGCCCCCGGCCUUCGCACCUGAUCCAGCAGACACCGAACGCACGCACCGCUUCUACGGCCAGGCCCAGCCGUCGGCCGGGGAGCGACUGGGUCACAUCUACAACUUCCUCGCUGACGAGGACCCGUUCACGUGCCCGGACUGGGAGGCCAAGGUGGUGGAAACCAUGGACUACAUCCACUUCCUCAAGACCAGCCCCAUGUCUUUCAGGAAGCAGACGCUCGACCUGCUUGAAAACGUGAGCGGGCAGCUGCAGUCGCACCUGGAAUUCAUCAAGCACACCUCGCGAGAUCCCGUGGAACCCAGGAUGCCGCGCCCGGAUGGCGUCAAGACGCCGGCGCUGAGCCUGCCGCCCAACCCGCGGAACAACCUGGGCCUCGUCCGCGGCGCCGGGGGCGUGCCGAGGGCGCGCAAGGUGCUCCACAGGCCGCCGACCAUGGUCAACAACCUGGUCGGCUACUUCCGCGACUCGGACUUCCACAUCAAGAAACUGGCCGCGUCGGAGGAUGCCAUGUGGUCGUCACGGCCGGCGUCAGAGAGCAACCUCGCCGAAGAGGAGCAGGCGCGGUACCAGCUGGGCCUGCUCAACCCGGGCAUGAACAGCGGGUGGCCGUCCAACAUGAGCGACUCGCCUGCGAGCUACGCCACGGUGCGCGGGCUGCGGCGUGCCGGUCUCCAGAUGUGCCUGAGCCAGCUGGACAGCAGCGAGAAUAGCUCGGUGCAGACGGUGUGGUCCCGGGUCGUGCCGCCCGCCAAGGCGUCGGAUCUCCUGAUCAUGCAGAAAUCGGCCAGCAGGAUCCAGUUCACGCCCAUCGCCAUCCCGCGCGAGGAGGCCAAGGACAGGGACGUGGGAGGCAGCCCGUACACGAGGCACAUGCACCACUACUGGCGCGUCUUCGACAGAUGGUGGGACGAGGCUCGUAAGAGCACGGAAGUAAAUCACGGCUCGUUCAGCGUGCUGGCGGAGGAGGGCGCUUCGGCGAGGACCAGGCAAGGGCAGUGGGUGGCGCUGCCCCGGCCGCGCGUGGCUUACGUCAACCACGGCCUGCCGUCCGCCGCCGAACACGCCCACCAGAUGCUCAAGGUCUGCAAGACCAUCUCUGCCCUGAUGGACCGCAGCUCCUUGGUGGCGCCGCGGCAGCUCAUAUUUCGCUGCGUCGAGCUUCGCGACCUGGGCCAGGAGGGCGGGGAGCCAUCUGCCGAGGUGCUGCGCUGGCGCGAUGUGGACAGGACCGAGAACGGUCGGCUCAGGCUCCUGAACGAGACCGAGCUGGGGUUCCUGCGUCUACUCACCCAGUCGUCAGUCAACCGGGAUAUGAUGCAGCAGCUGGGAGUCCAGGCACCGCUGUAUCUCGUGUUUGCCGACCGGCUCCAGAGGAUCCUCGACGACCUGUCCCCGGAGGGCCUGUUUCCGACCGACGAGAAGCAAGUUUCGGUGGAUGACUUGCUCAGCGAGAUGCACAAAGGGACCAUGGGCGUGAACGAGAAGAUCCAUUUCUCGGUCCACGACGCUUGCUACUGGCUGGACAGGCUCAGCGAGGAGGGCCGCAUUCAAUUCCGGCGGGACCUCGAAGAGUACGGUUAUGUGUCGCGGCCGCUCACCGACCUGCACCCAGAAAUGCUCGUGGUCCUGCCGCCGCCGUCCAGACAGUAUGAGGGCGCCGGAGAGGGUAAAAACAGCGAGUUCGACGCCGUAGGGGCGCCACGGCCUUCCGAGCUCAAGACCUGGGACGACCUCACGGCCAACGCGGCGCCAGAGCCCGACCCCGCCGUGUACAACUUCUUCGGCGCGCUGUCCUACCGCCUCGGAUAUACUUGCGCCGUUCUCGAGAAGCGGUUGGCAAACGCCCAGGCGCUCGGGCCAGCCAACAUGCCCAAGGCGCUGGCGGAUUGGGAGGACACGGUGGACAGCUGGCGUGAGGUGACGGGUUACCCGCCGACGCUCGCCUCGGUCUGCGCCAAGGCCGAGGACGGCAAAGCCGGGGCGGCAAGGCUGGACGACGCCGCGGCGCUCAAGCGGGUGCGGGCCAAGGUGCUCGAGGAGGCGGAGCGCAGCGCCAACACGCUGUACCCGACGCGGUGGCUACAGGCGACGGCGGCGGACGGCAGCAACGUGUCGGUAGCUAUCCGCGAGCCGCUGUGGGACUGGGGCCAGCCCGAGAUCCGCGGGCAGGCGCGGCGUUACUUCUCGCUCGACCGCUUCCCGCUGGAGCUGCAGACGCCGGAGCGCCAGGCCAAGAUCCGGAGCGGCCUCGAAGUGGACGAGGAGCUGCUCUGGGACCCCUGCGCGGCGGACCCGGCCGGGCCCGAGUGGCUCAUGCGCAAGGCCGUGCGAUUCGGCCAGAGCAAGGAGGUGUACAAGCGCGGGCCGGCCAUCUUCUACGGCGACACGGUCCUCCAGAAGGAGGCCAUCGUCUCGCACAUCAACAACACACUGGCGACUGCCCUCGGUGUCCCCGAACCAGCACCACAGAGAAAGGGUCUCUUUUCGAGGCUGUCUGGACUGGUGCCGUUCCCGGGCAUCUCGUCGCGGCCACCCACACCGACGGGCCCGCACGGGGCGACACUCCUCUCGCCUGUCGACCCUUCGUUGGUUCCGGGCAGCUCGAGAGGAAUGGAUGUAGACCCCUAGGCACCGAAAGGGAGUAUACAGAUAGCAAUGAUGUGUAUGUAGGUGUGGAUCUCAGUGUUAGCACUGGGUAGUAUCAGUCGCCGUAUUGUCAGCAAGACCGGAGUAGCAGGGAGGCAGGGAUGGGAGUCAAGGGAUGUUGAUGGGAAUGACAGAUGAAGGAAGUGGGAAGUUGGAUUUGGUCGGUAGUUAUAGGCCAUGCUAUUUGAGUUAGGGUUUCAAUUGUGCGCA